AUGUUCCUAUUUUUUCUUCUCUUCAUUCUCAUUCUUCACACAUCCUCCACUACCAGCUCCACCAUCAUUCUCCAAGGUAACAACACUCUCCAAAGCCCCAACAACACUUUCCAACUUGGCUUCUUCAAUUUCUUCCCAGGCCCGGGCCCACCCAAAUUCUACCUCGCCAUCCGCCGCACUUCCCUCCCCAACCCCAACACCAUCUGGGUCGCCAACCGCCUCAAGCCCUCACCUUCCCAAACUGGUUCAUCACUCCAACUAACCCGAACCGGUCAAUUACUCUUAACCCAUUUCAACACCACUAUCUGGACCGCCACCACCAACAGCACCACCACAAACCUCUCCCUCAAGCUUCUCGAAUCCGGGAACCUCGUUCUCCUCACUCCCAACGGCGUCGUUUCAUGGCAGAGCUUCGAUUCCCCCUCCGACACGUGGCUCCCCGGCAUGAACCUCACGCGGUUCAACUCCCUCACAUCAUGGCGCACCGAGACGGACCCUUCCCCGGGGCCUUACUCCCUGCGGUUGAAGCCACCCUUCUACGGCGAGUUCGAGCUCGUCUUCAACGACACUGUUUCGUACUGGUCCACCGGGAACUGGACCAACGGGAUAUUCCUCAAUGUCCCCGAGAUGACCGUUCCCUACCUCUACGCUUUCCACUUCGCCGCGCCGUUCUCCCCCGACGCGACAUUUGGCUUCUCCGAACGCGCCUCCGAGACCGGGCUCCACCUGCCUACGAUGUUUCGCGUCGAGCCCUUCGGGCAGGUCAGGCAGUACACGUGGAACAGCCAGACGGGGUCGUGGAACAAUUUUUGGUUCAAGCCAGAUAGUGUGUGCCAGGUUCGGGGACUCUGCGGGAGGUUUGGAGUUUGCACUGGGGAAAUAUCCAAAUCGUGUGAGUGUCUUAGUGGGUUUGAGCCUUUGGAUGGUCAUGGAUGGGGUUCUGGUGAUUACUCUCGAGGUUGUCAUCGUGGGGAUGCGGGGUGUGAUGGGGAUGAUGAGUUUGAAGAUCUGGGUGCUGUGAGCUUUGGAUUUGGGAAUGUGAGUCUAGUUAAAGGGAAAUCUAGAAGCUUUUGCGAGCGCGAGUGUUUGGGUGAUUGUGGGUGCGUUGGGUUGAGUUUCGACAAGCAGAGUGGGUUGUGUAAGAAUUUUUAUGGGUCGCUUUUGGAUUUUCAGAAUUUAACCAGCGAUGGUGAGAGUGGGGUUUUGUAUGUUAGGGUUCCGAGAGGAGGAUCUAAGGGGAACGGGUUUGAUAGGAAGGUUUUGAGUGGGGUUGUUAUUGGAUCGGUUGCGGUUUUGGGACUGGUGGUGGUGACGUUGUUGGUGAUGGUGAAGAGGAGGGGUGGGAGAAAGGGGUUGGAGGAGGAGGAUGGGUUUGUGCCUGUGUUGAAUUUGCGGGUGUUUUCUUACAAACAGCUUCAGUUGGCGACUCGUGGGUUUUCGGAGAAGAUUGGCCAUGGAGGGUUUGGGACUGUGUUUCAGGGGGAGUUGAGUGAUGCUUCAAUUGUGGCUGUGAAGAGGUUGGAGAGGCCGGGGGGUGGGGAGAAGGAGUUCAGGGCUGAGGUCUCAACUAUUGGGAAUAUUCAGCAUGUGAAUCUUGUGAGGCUCAGAGGGUUUUGCUCUGAGAAUUCUCACAGGCUUUUGGUUUAUGAGUAUAUGCAGAAUGGUGCUCUUAGUGUUUAUUUGAGGAAGGAAGGGCCUAGUCUGAGUUGGGAUGUUAGGUUUAGGGUGGCUGUUGGCACUGCUAAGGGGAUUGCUUAUUUACAUGAGGAGUGUAGGUGUUGCAUCAUACACUGUGAUAUCAAGCCUGAGAACAUUCUUUUGGAUGGUGAUUUCACUGCCAAGGUUUCUGAUUUUGGGUUAGCAAAGCUCAUUGGAAGGGACUUCAGUAGGGUGUUGGCGACUAUGAGGGGGACAUGGGGGUAUGUUGCGCCAGAGUGGAUUUCUGGUGUGGCAAUUACAACCAAGGCAGAUGUUUACAGCUAUGGAAUGACAUUGCUGGAGCUGAUUGGCGGUCGAAGGAAUGUGGAAGCACCGCCUUCUGCCGGUGGAGUUGGAGAGAGUGGUGGUGAGACUGGAGGGAAGUGGUUCUUCCCACCGUGGGCAGCACAGCGGAUAAUAGAAGGGAAUGUGGAUGAAGUGAUUGAUAAGAGGCUUGGUAAUGUGUAUAACAUUGAGGAGGCUAGGAGGGUUGCUUUGGUGGCCGUAUGGUGCAUUCAAGAUGAUGAGGGUAUUAGACCUACAAUGGGUAUGGUGGUGAAGAUGUUGGAGGGGUGGGUUGAGGUGAGUGUUCCUCCACCUCCCAAGUUGCUUCAAGCGCUGGUUACAGGGGAUUCCUUUCAUGGGGUCAAGGCUGAUUCAGGCACUGGUGUGUCUACCGGUGGAAGCUUAUCUGAUGGCAACUUGGAAGUGUCAACUGCUGAUUCUGAAUCAUAUACAGGGCACGUUUUUUCUCCAUUGGAUGUGAAUGUUAAUGUCAGUGUUAGAUAA
Messenger RNA from Sphenostylis stenocarpa, 2487 nucleotides. Lineage: Eukaryota; Viridiplantae; Streptophyta; Magnoliopsida; Fabales; Fabaceae. The record is from the annotation of a GenBank genome assembly.